Messenger RNA from Thalassophryne amazonica, 3894 nucleotides. It is a transcript of the gene nomo, whose product is annotated as nodal modulator. The coding region runs from base 39 to 3698 and encodes 1219 amino acids. Gene Ontology annotation, molecular function: carbohydrate binding. Gene Ontology annotation, cellular component: endoplasmic reticulum membrane. The transcript has 31 exons. The record is from RefSeq and is a predicted model, not a curated record. Lineage: Eukaryota; Metazoa; Chordata; Actinopteri; Batrachoidiformes; Batrachoididae.
AGUGUGUUUGUAGCCGCCGACUCUUCUGACAGCUAAAGAUGAUCGUUCGCUCGGAUAUGGCUUCCAUCUGGCUCUUGUUAUUUGUCUUAAAUUGUAUUUUGGGGCUCGGUUCCUCGGAUGAUAUCGUCGUCGCGUGCGGAGGGUUUGUGAAAUCUGAAGUUGAAAUCAAUUAUUCUCUGAUCGAGAUUAAACUCUACACCAAACAGGGGUCCCUGAAGUAUCAGACUGACUGUGCUCCCAUUAACGGUUACUUCAUGAUUCCUCUCUAUGACAAGGGAGACUUUGUGUUGAAGAUCGAGCCUCCUCUUGGUUGGAGCUUCGAACCCACCAGCGUCGACCUUUACGUGGACGGAGUCAGUGACAUCUGCACAAAAGAAGAAGACAUCAACUUUGUUUUCACCGGUUUCUCCAUCUCAGGGGUGGUUUUGAGUAAAGGUCAUCUGCUUGGUCCCGGCGGGGUGGAAGUCAGACUCACCCGAGCGGGAACGGAUGGCAGACUGCAGACUGUGGUCACGCAGCCUGGAGGAAAGUACACCUUCUCCAAAGUUCUUCCUGGAGUUUAUGACAUCACAGCAUCUCAUCCCUCCUGGACUUUAGAGCAGAGUGUCACAUCAGUGCACGUGUCCAACUCCAACUCCGCGGCCGCCGACCACCUACUGGUCGCAGGCUAUGACGUGUCGGGGGAGGUGCGCAGCGACGGCGAGCCCAUGAAAGAGGUCACCUUCCUGCUGUAUUCUACCACCGUUAAGAGAGAGGAUGUCAGCGGCUGUAAUGUCUCGCCAGUAGAGGGCGCUGAUCCUGGAGAUGGCGCUCUGGUCUACCUGUGCAGCGCUCUGUCCCGGGAGGACGGCUCCUUCACCUUCGCCUCACUGGCCAGCGGCGACUACACGGUGGUGCCUUUCUAUCGCGGGGAGCGGAUCACGUUCGAUGUGGCGCCGUCCCGAAUGAACUUCAGGGUGGAACACAACAGUUUAAAACUGGAGCCCAUCUUCCGCGUCAUGGGCUUCUCUGUGACGGGCCGAGUUCUAAACAGUGUCGGAGGAGAGGGUGUGUCCGAUGCCAGCGUGUCACUGAACAGCCAGAUCAAAGUUGUCACCAAGGACGACGGGUCCUUCCGUCUGGAGAACAUGACAGCUGGUACCUACACUAUCCGGGUCCACAAGGAGCUCAUGUUCUUUGAGCCAAUCACAGUGAAGAUCGCCCCCAACACGCCGCAGCUUCCUGACAUCAUCACAGCGGGGUUCAGUGUCUGUGGUCGGAUCUCCAUCAGCCGCCUGCCUGAGGGCAUGAAGCAGCAAGGUCGCUACAAGGUCAUGCUGACAUACCGGGGUCAGGACAAGACUACCAAUUGGAUUGUGGACUCCGACCCUCAGGGAGGAUUCUGCUUUCAGGCCAAACCUGGUGACUACAGCGUCCAUGUUUCGUUACUUGAGGCAGAGGUGAAGGCCGGCUUGGCGCUGCAGCCGCGGUCCCUGGAGGUGUCUCUUGUGGACCGUCCCCUCACAGACCUUCUCUUCACACAGUUCAUGGCCUCUGUCUCUGGAAAGGUUUACUGUUUAGCAUCAUGUGAUGAGCUGUUGGUGACCCUGCAGCCAGUCAGUCGCCAAGGUGAGAGAAGGACGGUCACUCUGUCAGGCGGUGGCGACGACAUCCUCAGCUUCUCCUUUGACAAUGUUUUACCUGGAAAAUACAAAGUGAGUAGCUCUCACGAGGAGUGGUGCUGGAAGCACAAGUCUGUAGAAGUGGAGGUUGUGGAUUCGGACGUCUUGGGGGUGGAGCUGAGGCAGAUCGGUUACAUCCUCCGCUGUUCCCUCUCUCACGCCAUCACUUUGGAGUUCUUCCAGGAUGGCAGCAAACCUGAGAACGUGGGCGUGUACAAUCUCUCUAAAGGAAUCAACCGAUUCUGUCUUUCCAAACCCGGUGUUUACAAAGUCACGCCUCGCUCCUGUCACCAGUUUGAGCAGGACUUCUACACAUAUGACACCUCUGCGCCCAGCAUCCUGACCCUGACCGCGGUCCGACACCACAUGACCGGACUCAUCACCACCGACAAGCUUCUGGAUGUGACCGUUACCAUCAAAUCUUCCAUCGAAAGUGAGCCGGCGUUGGUGCUGGGUCCGCUGAGGAGCCAGCAGGAGCAGCGGCAGGAGCAACAGCUGCUAGAGAUCCAGCUGCGCCGCCAGGAACGGGAGCGGCGUGUGGCUGAAGAGGACGGCGGCACCCGGGACGAUAACCCUCCUAUCCAAGAAAAGGCAGAUGAACUCACUGGACCUUUCCACUACGAGUUCUCCUACUGGGCCAGGGCCGGCGAGAAGAUCACAGUCACGCCGUCCUCUAAAGAACUGCUCUUCUACCCGCCUGAAGUGGAGGCCACCAUCACUGGAGAAUCCUGUCCGGGUCGGCUGGUGGAGAUCAGCGGGCGCGCGGGUCUCUUCCUGGAGGGCAAAGUGUCACCAGAGCUCCAAGGUGUGGAGAUUUCCAUCAGUGAAAGAGGAGCUGCUGCCCCUCUGAUCACUGUGGCCACCAACGAGAAUGGAGCCUACAGAGUGGGUCCGCUCCACAGCGACCGGCACUACGACAUCAGCGCCAACAAGGAAGGCUUCGUCCUGAGUACUGUGGACGGAACCCGGGGAGACUUCAAGGCGUUCGCGCUCGCCGGUGUCACCUUCAAGAUAAAGUCGGAGGAUGGUCAGCCUCUGGCCGGAGUUCUUCUGUCUCUCAGUGGUGGACAGUUUCGGUCCAACUUGUUGACCCAGGACACCGGUGUCCUCACCUUCAGCAACCUGAGUCCCGGUCAGUACUACUUCAAACCCAUGAUGAAGGAGUUCCGCUUCGAGCCAGCGUCUCAGAUGAUCACAGUGGACGAGGGUCAAAGCCUCAGCAUCGACAUCACCGGCAUCAAGACCGCCUACAGCUGCUACGGCCUGGUUCAGUCUCUGAGCGGCGACGCAGAGCGAGACGUUGCCGUGGAGGCAGUGGGACAGGAUGAGUGCAGCCUGUACAGCGAGGACACGGUGACCGACGAGGACGGACGCUUCAGACUCAGAGGGCUGCUGCCUGAUUGCAGAUAUGUGAUUCAGCUGCGAGCUGAAGGCAACGACCACAUCGAGCGAGCGUUACCGCAACACAGAACCAUAGAGGUUGGCAGCAGUGACAUCGAUGGGGUCAACAUCAUCGCCUUCAGACAAAUCAGUCAGUUUGACCUGAGCGGGAAUGUCAUCACGUCCCCCGAGCACCUUCCCACGCUGUCGGUGAAGCUUUAUCGGACCGACAACCUGGACAACCCCAUCAACAGUGUCUCUCUGGGACAGUCGCUCUUCUUCCACUUCCCCCCUCUGGACCGAGACGGAGAGAGCUACGUGCUGAUGCUGUACUCCACACUGUCCCGCUCUCAGUACGACUUCACGCUGCCGCAGGUCUCCUUCACAUCCAGUGGUUACCACAAGCACGUCACGCUGACCUUCAACCCCACGCGUAAGGUGCCGGACCAGGACGUGGCUCAAGGUUCCUACGUGGCCCUGCCCCUCACGCUGCUCCUCCUCUUAGCCGCGUAUAACCACGAGAAGGUGAUCCCGCUGCUGCUGCAGGCGGUCAACCGUAUCCAGGGCGUGAGGAACAUGGCUCAGGCUGGCGGCGACGGCGCGGCGCUGGACGAAGCCAAACGCCAGGCGAAGAGACAGAAAACCAGGCGGACAUGAGACCAGCCGCAGGCCACACCUUCUCCUCCUGACGCCUCCACAGCGCCCUCUGUGGGUGAACUGUUUUCUGUGCAAAGGUGAGAUUCAAAACUGUGAAACCCGACACCAGUCACUGCGACCAUGUGACUGCCUCAUCAGCCAAUCGGAGUCACUGGAGUGAAACACUUCCUGUCUAAUGAAGUUUCUCACUGAAUGA